GCGAGACUUUCAGACCGUGGGCCUCUUGAAGAAGGUGUGCUUCAUGGCGGUGACGGAGUCUGCGGUAAAUAAAUCCCUCGAUACAGAGACAGUUUAGCCGUGUUCCGUCCCCGGGUGGAUGAGGUAAGUUGUUGAAUUGUUAAAGCUUCCCCAUCAGUCAUCUUCCCCUUGGGGGCUGUCCUGCCUCAGUCUGGUGGACCCAGCCAUUAGCGGGUUGCGUAGGGAGGUGAAGCUCUGACGAUGGAGAAUGGACAGGGCACGGGCGCCAAGCUUGGCCUGCCGCCACUCACUCCAGAGCAGCAGGAGGCACUUCAGAGGGCAAAGAAGUAUGCCAUGGAACAAAGCAUUAAGAGUGUGCUGGUGAAGCAGACCAUUGCCCAUCAGCAACAACAGCUCACCAACUUGCAGAUGGCAGCAGUGACAAUGGGCUUUGGAGAUCCCCUCUCACCUUUACAAUCGGUGGCAGCUCAGAGGCAGCGGGCUCUAGCCAUCAUGUGCCGGGUGUAUGUGGGCUCCAUAUACUAUGAGCUUGGUGAAGACACCAUCAGACAGGCCUUUGCUCCUUUCGGCCCAAUCAAGAGCAUCGACAUGUCUUGGGAUUCUGUUACAAUGAAACACAAGGGCUUUGCUUUUGUGGAGUAUGAUGUGCCAGAAGCUGCUCAGCUGGCUCUGGAGCAGAUGAACUCAGUCAUGUUGGGGGGGCGAAACAUUAAGGUUGGGCGGCCAAGUAACAUCGGUCAGGCGCAACCCAUCAUUGACCAGCUGGCAGAGGAGGCGCGCGCCUUUAACCGGAUCUACGUGGCAUCCGUCCAUCCUGACCUGUCGGAUGACGACAUCAAGAGUGUGUUUGAGGCCUUCGGGAGGAUCAAGUCUUGCACGUUAGCCAGAGACCCCACAACAGGGCGACACCGAGGCUUUGGCUUCAUUGAGUAUGAAAAGCCUCAAUCAGCCUUGGACGCCGUGUCUUCUAUGAACCUCUUUGACCUGGGGGGCCAGUAUCUACGGGUGGGCAAAGCAGUGACGCCGCCCAUACCCCUACUGACCCCCACAACCCCAGGUGGUCUGCCACCUGCUGCAGCAGUGGCUGCAGCGGCAGCCACUGCUAAGAUAACGGCCCAGGCAAGUAUGAAUCCCUUCCAAAGGGAUUUAAUGGCCUUCCAGGAGGCUGUAGCCGGGGCAUCAGUCUUGGGGGCGUUAGCUGCGCCCCAACUUCUCGGUCAGCAAAUGGGAAUACCGCAGGCUGUUAUGGCUGCCCAGGCCCCCGGGGUCAUCACAGGUGUGACACCAGUGCGUCCUCCCAUACCAGUGCUUCCCCAGGUUGGUCUUGUGAACCCUGUGCUCGCAUCGCCACCAGUCCUGUCUAAUCAAGUCGGUGGAUCCAGCCUACAGUUGAAGAAGGAGGAGAAAGAGGAGCAGCUUCAAGAUGGAACCGGACAGGAAAUGCUGAGUGACCAGGAGCACAUGAGCAUCUCGGGCAGUAGUGCCAGACAUAUGGUGAUGCAGAAACUUCUUAGAAAAUCUGAGUCUACGGUGAUGGUUCUUCGAAACAUGGUCGGACCAGAGGACAUCGACGACGACCUGGAGGGGGAAGUGACGGAAGAGUGCGGCAAGUUUGGCUCCGUCAACCGAGUCAUCAUUUACCAGGAGAAGCAAGGAGAAGAGGAGGAUGCAGAUAUUAUUGUUAAAAUCUUUGUAGAGUUUUCCAUGGCCUCAGAGAUGAACAAAGCCAUCCAGGCCCUGAAUGACCGCUGGUUCGGUGGUCGCAAAGUUGUGGCAGAGGUGUACGACCAAGACCGUUUCAACAGCAGUGACCUGUCUGCAUAAAAUGGUUCACCAGCACCCAUCCCCUUUACCUGUCGCCCAAACUCAUAACAGCUAAUGUCAUUGCAGCUAGAGAUGCGGGCCUCUGAAUCCUGUAAUUAUUUUUAUUUUCUUUUUUAAUAUUGCUGUUGAUAUUAAUGUUUACCGUCCCGUUGGGUGGGAAUUCAUUCAAAAUACUCCUGUGUCAGAUUAUGCUUUGUGAUCUGUGAAGGCUCCCUUUUUGGUGCAAGUUAAAAUUUUGUUUAUCCAGUAUUGUAAAACGUUAUUAUAAUUUGUUUUUUUCCUGCUUUAGUUAAUUUUUAUUUUCUUUCAUGAAUAUGCCAGGACCUUUGAACACUUUUUCUUUCUAUGAUUAAAAAGUUAUUGUUUGUCCACGAAAAA
Molecule: messenger RNA, 2202 nt
Organism: Pleuronectes platessa (European plaice)
Lineage: Eukaryota; Metazoa; Chordata; Actinopteri; Pleuronectiformes; Pleuronectidae
Gene: puf60b
Product: poly-U binding splicing factor b
Exons: 12
Coding region: 241-1824 (527 amino acids)
Biological process (GO): regulation of alternative mRNA splicing, via spliceosome; alternative mRNA splicing, via spliceosome; mRNA splice site recognition
Cellular component (GO): precatalytic spliceosome; catalytic step 2 spliceosome
Molecular function (GO): RNA binding
Source: RefSeq, a predicted model, not a curated record